This is a messenger RNA of Uranotaenia lowii, 1446 nucleotides long. It is a transcript of the gene Rbm13, whose product is annotated as protein MAK16 homolog B. Gene Ontology annotation, cellular component: nucleolus; preribosome, large subunit precursor. Gene Ontology annotation, biological process: maturation of LSU-rRNA; maturation of 5.8S rRNA. The transcript has 3 exons. Bases 163 to 1224 code for a protein of 353 amino acids. Lineage: Eukaryota; Metazoa; Arthropoda; Insecta; Diptera; Culicidae. The record is from RefSeq and is a predicted model, not a curated record.
UUUCAUGCAUGAAGCGCAGUCCCGCAUGGUGUUUCCAACGUUCGGUAUCCGAUUGCAAAGUGAAUUUUAAAUUUUAAAUACAUUAAAUACAAAAUUCUAAAGAAAGUUACAACCUCCAGAGUUGUAAUUUAAGAUCGUUAUUCGUGACAAAAAUUAAUCAGAAUGCAGCAAGACGAGAUCGUUUGGAGCAUCAUAAGCCGGCAGUUUUGCUCGUACCAGGUCAAAACACAGACGCAAAACUUCUGCCGAAAUGAGUACAGCUUAACCGGGUUGUGUUCCCGGAAGGCCUGCCCCAUCGCCAACAGUCAGUAUGCCACAAUCCGGGAGGAGAACGGUAUCAUCUACCUGUACAUGAAAACGGCCGAAAGGAAUGCCUUCCCGGCUAAACAUUGGGAAAAGGUCAAACUGAGUAGGAACUUCGAGAAGGCCAUCUAUCAGAUAAAUGAAAACCUUCUCUAUUGGGAUCGAUUUGUUCGGCUGAAGUGCAAGCAGCGUUUCACAAAGAUCACCCAGUAUCUGAUCCGUAUGCGAAAGUUAAAGCUCCGCCGUCAGAAGAUGCUGGUUCCGUUGGCUACCAAAAUUGAGCGAAGGGAGAAGAGGCGGGAACAGAAGGCUCUGGUGGCGGCCAAGAUCGAUAACGCUAUCGAGAAAGAACUGCUGGAGCGGUUGAAGAAAGGCGCCUACGAGGAUAUCUACAACUUCCCACAGACCGCCUUCAACAAGGCGCUGGAAGCGGAAGAGGUCGAGGAUGAGGAGGCCGAAGCGGACAGUGAGCUGGAGGAAGAACUGGAGAAGGAGAUGGAGAUCGAUGAUGAGGUGCAGCGGGAGUUGGACAUGGAUGAGGAGUUUGUGGAGGGUGAUUCGGAUGAUGAUGAUGACGACGAUGAGGAAGAUGAUGUUGAAGGGGAAGAAGAUGGGGAAGAUAUGGAAGGGGAUGAUUCCGAUGCGGAAAGUGAUUCUGGGAUUAAGGAGCACGUGGAAGUGGACAGUGAUUUCGAGUCUUCAGACGACGAGGAUAUUGAGGAAGCGGCCAGUAAAUUCACACCUCGGUUACCUAAAAAGAAGAAGAAAGAGGACGAUAAGCCUUCGACGAGCAGCAAGACUACUACCGCCAGCAGUAGUAGUAGCACCAAGAAGAAACCGGGCAAGAGGCUGCGCAAACCCCACCUGGAGAUCGAAUAUGAAGUGGAAACCCAACCAACGAGGAGUCGUGUACAUCAGUGAGGUAAUAGUGAGGUUUACUUUCACGACGAAAGUGUCGCGUCGUCAUCGUUUAGCCGGAGCGCUAUUGUUGAUAAUUUACUCUUCCAAAAGUAAUAGAGCAGACGCAAUUUAUUGUCCCAUUAAUAAUAGGCGAGGCAAGGAAUGUUCCGUCGUUGUCGCCCAUAUUUUAAGAAGAACAAAUCAUCUAUUAAAAUCGCAGAGUUCUGAAUCAUUUGUUCGAAA